This is a messenger RNA of Epinephelus moara (kelp grouper), 945 nucleotides long. Its product is annotated as visual pigment-like receptor peropsin. Bases 37 to 945 code for a protein of 302 amino acids. Gene Ontology annotation, molecular function: G protein-coupled receptor activity. The record is from RefSeq and is a predicted model, not a curated record. Gene Ontology annotation, cellular component: membrane. The transcript is spliced from 8 exons. Lineage: Eukaryota; Metazoa; Chordata; Actinopteri; Perciformes; Serranidae. Gene Ontology annotation, biological process: G protein-coupled receptor signaling pathway.
ACUGUUGAAGGCUGCGGACUGACGGCUCACCAUAAAAUGAGUGAGUGGUUUAAUAGGACUGUGUUUCUUGAACGUCAGUGGCCAGAGGCAGAGAAGUGGCUGCUGGUGGCUGUGUUGGGAAUGGAGAUGGUCAUGGGAGUUGUAGGAAACUGUCUUGUUCUGCUGGUCAAAGUCAUGCAGAGGGGUCAGUUCUGCUGUCGUUACUGGCUUCCUUUCACGAGUCUCACCUUGUCAGACCUAGGGUGCUCCCUCCUCAUCAUCUCCGGCUCCCUGUUUGCCAUGCUGACAGGAGGUCAGAGGUCACCGUGGUGUGAGGUCGUCAGCCUGCUCAAGUUUGCCUUCAUCACCUCCUCCAUAGGGAGCAUAGCUGUCCUCUGUUUGCAACGUCUGAUUGGCAUCCCCUCAACAGGAAGUGCUCUUUGCUGCUUGGCAUCUUGGGUUACAGGAAUUGUGUUUGGAAGCGUUCCUGUUGUCUACAGUUGGAUAAAGUACGACCCUGCAGAGAUGCUGUGUGCCGUCUUCUGGGAAAACAGCUACUCAGACAUGUUGGUCUACAUUCUCUGUGCUUUCUCCAUCUGCAUCUUCUUCCCCUUCCUCAUUAUUUUCUUCUGCUCUCUACUGAGUGCCACUGGCUGCCACGCGAGCUGCAACAGUGAUGAUGAAGAUCUGUCUGCAGUCACUCCUCUGCUGGUGGCCUCCUACAUGCUCUGCUACACUCCCUUCAUUGUGUCUGAGCUGAUCCUGCUGGGCAGGAUGGACCUGUCACCGGCACCUGAUUGGUUAAGAACACUGUCGUCAGUGAUGUCAUACCUGGACUGUGGUCUGAACCCUCUUAUUUACUGCUCCCAUCAGGACUUCCGGGAGGCGGGCCUGGCCCUGCUGUGGACCAACAGGAAAACAUCGUCAGAGCCUGUCCUGACUUCUAUCACUAAACAUGACGUGUAA